This is a messenger RNA of Phalaenopsis equestris, 1544 nucleotides long. RefSeq names its product probable glucuronoxylan glucuronosyltransferase F8H. The record is from RefSeq and is a predicted model, not a curated record. Gene Ontology annotation, molecular function: glycosyltransferase activity. Lineage: Eukaryota; Viridiplantae; Streptophyta; Magnoliopsida; Asparagales; Orchidaceae.
AUAUAUUGAUGUAAUAUUUAAAAUUAGUGCUUUAUGAAUAGUUAAAUGCCACAUAUGUAAAUACAUAAGAAUUAUGCGGCAUGUCUGUAAAUGGCCUAAAAAAAAGUCUAAUUUACAAUGGAGAAGAAAAAUGGCUGCAGAAGUAGAGAACGGUUCGGUUGUCGUAGGGUCAUCUCCCUUCUCUUCUACUCCAAUUCCUGCUUCUGAUAGUCCUAUCCCACCUUCUGUCUCUACCAAAACUCAACCAAGCACCUUAAAUGGCCAAAUCCACCUCCCCUUUCCUCCACCACUCCACCACCACCGGAACCACCGCACACAUGAAGCAGCUACUCUAUCGCCGGAGCUCAUCUGAAAAAUCCCACCUUUACCAUCAACUCCUUAAGAAAUACUACCGCUGGGUCCUCUGGUUCGCUCUCUCCCUCUCCCUCUUCCUCUCCUCCUCCACCCCCUCCUUCCUGCCUUCCCCCAUCUCCCGUCGUUCGCUCUCCCAAACGCGCACCUCCUCCUCCCCGUCCUCCGCUCCCCUCUCUCUCAAGAUCUACGUCUACGACCUCCCGCCGGAGUUCAAUCGAGCAUGGCUCACGAACCCUCGCUGUUCAUCCCACCUCUUCGCCGCAGAGGUCGCUUUCCACGAGGCCCUCCUCCACUCCUCUGUUCGCGCCAUUAAUCCUUUUGAGGCCGACUAUUUCUUCGUCCCAGUAUAUGUCUCCUGCAACUUCUCAACAAUCAACGGUUUCCCCUCCCUCCACCAUGCUCGUCCUCUCCUUUCCUCCGCCGUCAACCUCAUCUCCAUGAACUUCCUCCCCUUCUGGAACCGCUCUAACGGCGCCGAUCACAUCUUCGUUGCCUCCCACGACUAUGGUGCUUGCUUCCACGCCAUGGAGGAUGUGGCGAUCGCCGAUGGGAUACCGGAGUUUCUGAAAAACUCCAUCCUGCUUCAAACGUUCGGCAUGAUCACGCCGCACGCGUGCCAGGAAGCGGAGCAUGUGGUUAUUCCGCCGUUCAUCUCGCCGAAAACCGGCCGCUGGCCGUCCCCUGAGACAACAAAUCGUGACAUCUUUGUCUUCUUUCGUGGCAAAAUGGAGGUCCACCCGAAGAACAUCAGCGGCCGUUUCUAUAGCCGCAAGUUACGAACGGAGAUCUGGAACAGAUACAACGGAAAUCGGCGGUUCUAUCUCCGGCGCCACCGCUACGACGGUUACCAAUCGGAGAUUGCGCGUUCAGUUUUCUGUUUAUGCCCGCUUGGCUGGGCUCCAUGGAGUCCACGGAUCGUGGAAUCCGUAGCGCUCGGCUGCGUUCCGGUGAUCAUCGCCGACGGGAUCCGUCUUCCGUUCCCGGAGGUUGUGCGGUGGCCGGAGAUCUCUGUGACGGUUGCCGAGCGUGACGUGGGAAGCCUCGAGAGCAUACUGGACCGCAUCGCCGCCACCAAGCUUCCGGCGAUUCAGCGCCGGCUAUGGGAUCCGGCUAUCCGGCGAGCUCUGCUUUUUAACGGUCAUGGAAUCGUUGAAGGUGAUGCUUCGUGGAACGUUCUACGAGCUUAGCUA